This is a messenger RNA of Auanema sp. JU1783, 1260 nucleotides long. The record is from the annotation of a GenBank genome assembly. Lineage: Eukaryota; Metazoa; Nematoda; Chromadorea; Rhabditida; Rhabditidae.
AUGUCAUUUGAAUGUGAAGUGUGUGAUUCACCGACAGCCACGACACUUCACUUUGGUGGAAGAUCAUGUAAAGCUUGUGCUGCCUUCUUUCGUCGUACCGUUUCAAUGAAUAUGGGUUACAAGUGUAUAAAUGGAGGAUUGACUAUAUGCCGUAUACAUCAUGAACUUCGAAUGCUUUGUAGACAAUGCAGAUUUCUGAAAUGCUUAAGAGCUGGAAUGAAUAAGAAUUUAGUUCAAUCACGACGGGAUGAUCAUCAGCCAAUUCUUGAGCCGAUGGAUAAACGAGUGGCAAGAAGGCAGCGAUACUCAUCAUCUGUUACUAGUAAUACUCAAGUUACAUCACCAGAUUCUAGUGAGCAACCGUCAACAAGUCAGAGUCCUGAAGUCAUCCAACAUCCAAUAUCAGUAUCGUCAUUUGAAUAUGAUGAUAUCAGUUCCUCAGUUAUAGCUCAUCACAGACGAGUGGAAGCUUCAUUGAAUGAUAGACGGCGUCUGAUGUACACAGAAGUUAAGAUGCGUGACGUCUUCAAUUAUAUAUGUGAAUGUCCGUAUGAGUUGAUUCAUUUGCGACCAUUUGACUAUCGUGCCUUUCGUGGAUUUGAUCGAGCAGACUUCAUUAUGAUUUAUGAUUAUGCCAGAGCCCUUGGUGGCUUUGAAGACUUGACUAUAGAUGAGAAGAGUGUCUUCUACAGAUUCAGCUGUGCAGUUGACUGUAUGAUCAACUCAGCUUAUUACACAUCUCGCCUGGGUGCAGAAGAUUCUUUUCUUAUUCUAUUCAAUGGUGAAUUCCUACCAAUGAAUCCAUUACCAUUUUCGGGAGAAGAAGAUGGAGCUGAAAAGAUGUUUCAGUCAAGUCAAGACUUCGAACUAUAUAAGUCGUUAAUGCCUAUUAAAUUACUUCAAUGGAAGUAUAUGGCAUUACCAUUCAUUGAGCUUAAUGUGUCAUUCGAGGAAUUUUCAUUACUUAAAGUUCUCACCAUUUGGCAGAUUAGUUACUACAAGCUUACAUCGAAUGGCCGAAAAAUCUGUGCGGAACAACGGAAUUCCAUCUUAUGUGCUCUGCAUCGACUAUGUCUUGAUCGAGGUGAAGAUCCAGCUGAACGAAUGGGUUCCAUCAUCUUAUCAAUGAAUUACAUAGUUGAGCAAGUACAAGUUCUUGUCAAUUCAUAUGUAAUGAUAACAUUCUUUGAUAUAAUGAAAUGCGAUUCGAAGAUUGUGGACUGUCUAGAUGUAUCCUAUGCCAUGAGCUCUUCCAAAUAA